Molecule: messenger RNA, 603 nt
Organism: Cercopithifilaria johnstoni
Lineage: Eukaryota; Metazoa; Nematoda; Chromadorea; Rhabditida; Onchocercidae
Source: the annotation of a GenBank genome assembly
AUGAAGAUUUUUUCAGUCCAAGUGCUUCAUAAAGGCCCUGAUGGCAAAGCAAAGGCUCUCAAAUCUGCUCAUGAUUUGAGCAGUUUCAGUUUCUUCCAGCGACAUUCCGUUCAGGAAUUUAUGAUUUUUACGGGGAAGUUACUGGUUGAACGUUCUACUUUGUCAAGUCGAAGUUCUGUAAAAGAAAAUGAAUAUUUUUGUCAUAUAUUCGUACGACAAGACGGAUUAUCAGGCAUUUGUAUAACGGAUGCAGAAUAUCAGCAGCGUGUCGCAUUCACUAUGUUACGCCGAAUCUUGGACGAUUUUGCAGCAAGAGUGCCGUUAGUCCAAUGGGCACAAAUAAAAACUGAGAAAGAUUGUACCUACACAGGUUUACCAGAACUACUAAUGAAAUGGCAAAAUCCUCGCGAAGCAGAUGCGAUGACACGAGUUCAGGAAGAAGUAGAAGAAACGAAAGUAGUACUGCAUAAUACGAUACAAUCAGUGCUGGAACGUGGUGAAAAGCUCGACGAUUUAAUCGCUGCUAGUGAAGGCCUCUCCAAUCAAAGUAAAUUAUUUUAUACCCAGGCAAGGAAGAUGAAUAAAUGUUGUAGCUGGACUUGA